UCAAAUUCUGCUGUACUAUUGAAGAGCAACAGUAACCUCCUACUGGUAGAGAGAAUCCUCCCCAUUCUACGCCUAAAGCUUAGAGACGUUCCUGUUCCUCCCCUAACAGUUCAGCUGAAGCAAAUGAGAAGCAGCUGGUUCUUUCAGUGCUUGCAGAGAUAUCCAGGAAUUUUGGCGUCUUAUCUGCUGGGUCUCUUUGCUGAACAGGGACUUUUGAGACAUUGAACAGAGACUUCAAAUUCUGUGAAGAAGGAACAGAUGUUUUUGUGGCCAUUCUCUUUUGUUUAACUUUAAACAUACUUACCACAAUUAUUUUAAAUCACAACAGUGGAAGAUGCAUAACAUUGAGUCUGGCUGGACAAGGAAUCAGAGAAAAACACACCAUUAAGUGGUAUUUAUACUGUUUUCUCUGAUCAUAUCACAUGACCAAACUGUACUUUGGGCUGUAAUCCACUUACCUGCUUUGAAGAAAAAAGGUUUCUGGAGCCUUCUGUGAACAGAGAAAAGAUGACUGCAGUUCAAAGUGAGAAAGCAGAGAUGCAUCGUCUUGCCAAUUCCCAUAUAAAAGAGAAUGGGGAAAGUAACGGAAGCAUCAGGAUGUACCCAAGCACGCACAAAAUAUACAAUUUGAAACUUUGUGCUCCAGAUGGCUUACAAGUUUGCAUCAAUCGCAGGACAGUUUUUUACAUUGCAUUUGGGAGUCUGAUGCUUAAUCUUGUUCUGGCCAUUCUCAUCCUCAGGUUAUCAGUAAGGAGAAGGGAGCCCUCUCCAGCUCUUCCUACUUGCCCAGCCGUCUCCUGUCCAAGCGGUUGGGUUGGAUACCAAGAGAAAUGCUACUAUUUUGCUGUGGCUGAAGGGAACUGGGCAUUUAGCAAGACGAAUUGUUCAUCUCUCAAUGCUUCUUUGGCUGGGGUUGAUUCCCAAGAAGAGAUGGAUUUUAUGAUGCGCUACAAAGGUAAUGCAGACCACUGGAUUGGUCUUCAAAGGAACCAAAGUCAGCCCUGGAAAUGGAUCAAUGGUACCAUUUUCAAUGGUUGGUUUCCAAUUCGUGGAGGAGGGAGCUGUGCAUAUGUGAACCAGCAAGGUAUUGCCAGCUCCAGCUGCUCAAGGGAGGAACCUUGGAUCUGCAGUAAAGCAGUUGGGAGGUGACAAAGAGUAUUACGUGCAACUGAUAAGCUUCUGAUCCAUAUGAAACAUGCUCGUGAAGAUGAGAUGGACCAUUUUCAGAGCCCCCUUGUGGUGAAGAGGAAAAGGGAAGAGGAAAAGGGCUGGGGUCAGGAAAGCCGGUGAACGUGAAAUAAGUUUAAGCCGUUGUUAUUACUCACAUGGUAUGGAAGCUGAGGCUGGAAGCUUAACUUAGAACAUCAGACAUACAUUGAAUCAACUCUUCUUUUUAAACCAAUGCUUUUCAUUUUGGAACUUGGAAACCUAACUAACUGAUUUACAUGAACUUACUGUAUCGGCGGGACGAGGCUGGCGUCUGCAUGAAUCAUGGCUUUAUAAUAGUUAAAGGACUGCACAAUAAAAACAAUGCAAUAGGAAGAGUAUACCUACAACAAACACUACAGUAAGAUAGUGUUGUAAUCUGGCAGUUCCAGUGAUUCCAAACUGUAAUAUGAUAAAGCAAAAUUACAGUUUUACUUAAUGUAUAUACAUUGGAAUAUAUUAUAGUAACAUCACAAAAGUUGAAUGAUACCACUUCACAUCCCUAUAAUUAUAUACACAAUCUUAUAUAUGGUGAAGCUUUCAUUUUUUUACAUUUUUCUCUGGUUUAAUCUUAUUACAUUACAACAACCAGUUUUCUAUAAAAUUAUCUUUGGCGAACUGUUUACUUUCUUGGUCUGUAUACUGUUAGCCCACCUCCCCACACACCCACCCCCCACUCACAUUAAAAACCCUACAUCUUAAACACUUUAUAUUAUGAAUCCAGAACCCUUUUCUGGGUAGUUUUCUUAUUUCCCUUGUUGCUGUUGUCAAACUUUUGAUAUGCUAUUUAGAUUUUACCUUGUUCAUAAAAUAUCCCUGAAGAGGAAUUUUACCUUUUACCACCUCCUCCAUAGUUAUAAAAAUGUCAUACCAAAGAAAUAGUGAAUAUUAUAGCUUACUCUUUUAAGUUGUCUCCAAUGACUUACUUGCUGGGUAAAUUACCGCAUAGAAUAAAGAACCAUGUGGUUUUAGUAAAACACUUAACAUUUGCAGCUAGAAUGGUAUUGGCACAAGUGUGAAAACAGCCCAAAAUCCCAGUGAAAUGACAAUGGGCAACGUCAGUUUACAAUGAUAAAAAACAAAAUACCAACACAUAAAUAUACAAGAGGGAACUGACAAAAUUCAUGAGAGGAGGGAUUUGGCUGGCUGGCUUCCCUACCCCUUCCCCACCACUAUAGCUUCCUGCUUGUCUACCUCCCUCUCUGUGGCUCUGACUGCUCAGCUGUAUGUCCAUUGCCACUCUACUUCCCCACCCAGCCAUUUGGCUCACUCAUCCCCUGAGCCUGCAAUGGAGGUAUGUAGUUAAGUGGUAGGUGGAAGAUAGGAGGGUUAGAAGAGCCCCCCCCCCAGUUUUCCAUGCCAAGCCAUGUACCUCUAGUGCCUCUACCUCAGAUGGAGGUGGUUGGGUGGCAGGUGUGGGAGGUGGGUGGGUUGGAGAAAGAGGUUUCAGGUUCUCUUCCCAAUGUACCUACAGCAUUCAUUUUGGGGUCUCCCCCUCUUUUUUAAUGGAUUGAGAUUUUUCUGCAAACCUGAGGGUCGCUUCUCUCAGUGUGGCCCCAGUCUGCAGAUGGGGUUAUGUUGAUUAUUUGAUAUAUUGGUGAGUAUUUGGAAAGCUUGGACUUUUGAUACAUUUGUAUCCUUUACAAAAUAUCAGAGCCAGUAUAACCCAUUUUAUGGAGCAAAGGAGGAGGAGAUAAUGGAAUGUAUUUUACUAUUGAUGCAUAUGUUUGUAUUUUGGUGAUUUCUUAUUCUUAUAUACGGCAAGCUUGAUAUGUUUUCAGGUAAAAUUGUAAGACUAAUGAUUCUAGUUCAUAUGACUUGAAGAGGUGCACAAAUGUUCUAGACAUUUUCCAUGUAUUCUUUUUUAUAAUAACCAAUAAAUGUUUUUAAUAAACUUCA
Messenger RNA from Eublepharis macularius, 3105 nucleotides. Its product is annotated as C-type lectin domain family 2 member B-like. The transcript is spliced from 7 exons. NCBI's taxonomy places the organism in Eukaryota, Metazoa, Chordata, Lepidosauria, Squamata, Eublepharidae. The coding region runs from base 508 to 1149 and encodes 213 amino acids. The record is from RefSeq and is a predicted model, not a curated record.